Molecule: messenger RNA, 989 nt
Organism: Passer domesticus (house sparrow)
Lineage: Eukaryota; Metazoa; Chordata; Aves; Passeriformes; Passeridae
Product: fibrinogen-like protein 1-like protein
Exons: 4
Coding region: 1-861 (286 amino acids)
Source: RefSeq, a predicted model, not a curated record
AUGGUGCCGGGGGGGCACACUACCCAGUGCCUUUGUCUCUUGCUUUUGACCUGCCUGCUGGCCCUGGCAGCAUCUUUUCCUGAUGUUGACAUAAGAAACUUGUACCUCCUCAAUGGCACAAUGGAUGACAUCAUGAAUGCUCCCCCAGAGUCCUCCCAGCUGGGUGAUGGUGAUGGACACGUCCGACAGGCCAGGGACAUCGCCCACCACCCUCCAGUCAGCCAUGCCUCAGGGUGGCCCAAGGACUGCAGUGAGAUCCCCCGUGGCAGCCACAGCGGCGUCUACAUCAUCCAGCCCAAAGGGCUCCACCACCUCGUGGUGUACUGCGAGAUGAACGUGACCCACGGCGGCUGGACCGUCAUCCAGAGGAACCAGAGGGACACCCCUGUCACCUGGGCCGAGUCCUGGAGCACCUACAAGUUUGGCUUCGGGAACGUGCGCACCGAGUACUGGCUGGGCACCGAGUACAUCCACCAGAUUGCCAAGCAGAAGGUCUACCAGGUCAGGUUUGUCAUCCAGGACUCGGCAGACAACCUCAGCUUCGCUGACUACAACCUGUUCAGCGUGGAGGACGAGUCCCACGGCUACCGGCUCAGGCUGGGCUCCUACAAUGGCACAGCUGGGGAUGCCAUGACCUCAGACAAUCCCAACAACAUGCAUGACAACAUGAAAUUCUCCACAAAGGAUCAGGAUCAGGACACCUACAGUAAGAACUGUGCCUACAGCUAUGAGGGCGGGUGGUGGUACUCGUCGUGUUACUCCGUGCGGCUGAAUUACAAGGGGGGCCUGACAUGGGGCAAUCUGUGCAAGGGGAACUGCAAAUCCUCUCUUAUCCUCAUUAAACCAGCUUCAUAUUGUUAGUGCUUCUUCCUCCUCCUGUCCACAGUGGACACUCUGCAAAGGCUCUGCACAGCCAAAGAGUGUGAGCCUCCCUGGAGCAGAGCGAGGAGCACAAGGGUAGCAGGGCUUUAAUGAAAUGCCACUUUACA